AAUCUCAUCAAAAUGCAUGAACCCAAAUCCCAAUUCCAAACCUAUAUAAAAGCCCCUUCUUACUACUCUCACUUUCAUCCCUCAGCCUCCACAUCAAUAUUCCUCUUAAUUCUCUAUCCCCGUGUGUGAUUUAACUAUUUAGCGACGGACUGUAAAGCCGCAAUGCCUUCAGCAACGGUAAACUUGGUGUCCAAAUGCACCAUUUUCCCAUCGGAAAAAUCAUCUCGUACUGAUCUAAAACUCUCCGUCUCCGAUCUUCCUAUGCUCUCUGUUCACUACAUUCAAAAAGGUUGUUUAUUUACUCGUCCAUCUUUUCCUAUUGCUCAACUCAUUUCCCUUCUUAAGCUCAGUCUUUCUCAGACUGUCACUCACUUCCCUCCGCUCGCCGGACGAUUUGUUACGGAUUCAGAUGGCUACGUCUACAUUACUUGCAACGAUGAAGGAGUUGAUUUUGUUCAUGCUACAGCUACUCACAUUUCCAUUCGCGAUGUCAUAGGCUCUAUUGAUGUUCCUGAUCAUGUUAAGGAGUUUUUCCCUUUGGACAGAACGGUUAGCUAUCGAGGGCAUUUUAUCCCUCUUCUAGCUGUCCAGGUGACGGAAUUAGCUGACGGCGUAUUUAUUGGAUGCGCCGUCAAUCAUUCCGUCACUGACGGGACUUCCUUUUGGAAUUUCUUCAAUACAUUUGCUGAGGUGAGUAGAGGUGUGAAAAGGAUUGUAAGGCAGCCGGAUUUUACACGUGAUUCUGUUUUGAUUUCAAAUUCUGUACUGAAACUCCCGGCUGAUGGACCGAAAGUUACUUUCGCCGGCGAUGCUCCUUUGAGGGAGAGGAUUUUUAGUUUUAGCAGGGAAUCAAUUCAAAGACUGAAAGCGAAGACGAACCAUCAGAAAUUGAAUUUCGACGGAGAAAUCAAUAUUGUUGAAUUGAUGUCAAAACAGAGCAACGAUCCACUGAAAAUCAAAACAGAAACGGAGAAGAUAAAUCCAACGGCUGAGAUCUCAUCAUUUCAAUCACUCUGCGCAUUGCUCUGGUGUGCAGUGACACGUGCAAGGAAAUUCCCAGCUUCGAAGAUGACGACAUUCAGAAUGGCUGUAAAUUGCCGUCACCGUCUCCAGCCGAAGCUAAAUCCGUUAUACUUCGGCAACGCAAUUCAGAGCAUUCCGACUUACGUAUCAGCAGGGGACGUAUUAUCUCACGAUCUACACUGGUGCGCGGAGCAAUUGAACAUAAACGUGAAGGCACACGAUGAUGUUAUGGUGAGGAAGUUCGUAGAGGAUUGGGAAAAGGAUCCACGGUGUUUUCCGUUGGGAAAUUUCGACGGAGCUAUGCUAACAAUGGGAAGCUCACCGAGGUUUCCAAUGUACGAGAACGAUUUCGGGUGGGGAAGACCGGUUGCUGUUCGGAGUGGACGGGCGAAUAAAUUUGACGGGAAGAUAUCAGCGUUUCCGGGGAGAGAAGGAGGAGGAAGUGUGGAUUUGGAGGUGAUUUUGUCACCGGAAACAAUGGAUGCCCUUGAGUCUGAUCCGGAAUUCAUGCAGUUUGUUAUUGGCUAUUGAACUUUUCUUUUAACAUAGUAGCUUUUGCUCUUUGUGAUUUUACUCAAUUUGUAUUCAGUUGUGAUUAAUGUAAUUGAGUUUAACCUUUGUUGAAUUGCUAAAAACUAUUACUAUUUCGA
Solanum stenotomum is the source of this 1673-nucleotide messenger RNA. RefSeq lists its product as uncharacterized. Lineage: Eukaryota; Viridiplantae; Streptophyta; Magnoliopsida; Solanales; Solanaceae. The record is from RefSeq and is a predicted model, not a curated record. The coding region runs from base 163 to 1554 and encodes 463 amino acids. The transcript has a single exon.